CUCAGUCGCUGCUAGAGAGAGGACGAGACCACACCCGCACUCUCCCCUCUCUCGACUCACACGCUCGACACGUCGCUCCUCCUCCCAAACUCUCCGGAGCACUCCUUCAACACUCCUCCUCUUCCUCCUCCUCCUCCAGACGCCAUAGCCUGACCUCCUUGGUCUUGUCUCAGCUACCGUCCCACGGUCUGGUCUACCCUCCUACCACCUCCUCCAAAACAAGACAUCUUAGAUGCAUUUGUAAUACGCCUUUUUUGAUAACAUUCCAAGAAGCGUUCCUUUCCCUGUAACUAGUGCCAGCUCUGAGGAUUCAUCUUGCAAGUGACACUGCGAGCCGUUGCUUCACUCCCCGGGGCAUUCUAAAGUGGAUAGAGAGGAUAGAGGAGCGUGCUGCCCGGGACUUGUAAGUUUGUCACUUUUUCUCCUCAACUCGACGUUCAAGCGGUCUAUCCUGCGCGCGACUAGUGCUUGAAGCCAACCUGGUGACGAAUUGUGUAUGUGUGAUGUGUUGGUGAAGUUGGAGGUAGUGGUGGAGAAAAGUCCCUCCUCCCCCUCGCCCUCGCCCUCAUCAGGGCGGUGAUGGAGAAAGCAGCGCCUCCUCCGCCCUCACGCCCACUCUCCACUACCUAAACACCCUCGUUAUCUCUUCCUAUCUCUCUCUCUGUCUUUCUCUGACUGUGGAAACUUUUUAUUAGAAAAAAAAAACAUUGAUUCUCCCCCCACGAGGAAAAAUUAUAAUGUAUUGAGUUGGAAGUUCGGUACGAACCUUUUCCCCCCACACACCCGACGACGGCUGUUGUGACAAUCGUAAACAGACAACAGACUUGAACAACACGAGGUUGAUGUUAGAACAUAAGCUUCGAGACACAGCCAGCGCCCGCGCUAAGGUUGCGCGCCCUUCCUAAUCGUCGCUCUGCACUCAGAUGGGCGCUAACCAGGAGCAAGAGAGUGAUCUUCUCUAUUGUGAGAAGAUCCGCCUUCCUGAGAACCUGGAGAGCAUCCCUCGAGCGGACCACAUCCCCACCCAGCGCCACCGCUGGAACACCAACGAGGAAAUCGCCUCCCUCCUCAUCAGCUUUGACAGACACAUUGAUUGGCUCUCCAAGGAAGUCAAAAUCAGGCCCAAGAGCGGCUCCAUGCUGCUGUACUCGAGGAAGAAGGUCCGGUACCGGCGCGACGGCUACUGCUGGAAGAAACGUAAGGACGGCAAGACCACCAGAGAGGACCACAUGAAGCUCAAGGUCCAGGGCAUAGAGUGCAUCUACGGGUGUUAUGUGCACUCUGCCAUCCUGCCCACCUUCCACCGGCGGUGUUACUGGCUGCUGCAGAAUCCAGACAUUGUGUUGGUACACUACCUAAACGUGCCCUACCCUGACGACAACAAGCUGGUCAUGGCUUCCAGCAUCUCCCUCUGGGCAGACAAGAAGGAAUGGACCAAAGAAGAACUCAUCAGCCAGCUCAAACCCAUGUUCUUCAGCGAGGACGAGCCGGACCUCAACAAUGAACUAGAGAUCUCGCCUUCGUGUGGAGGUCGGGUGUACAGCCAGCUCAGCAAGACGGCUGAGACUGUGGAGGCCAUUGUUGCACAGCUGAUGGAGAAGCAGCGGGUUGCGCGUGCAGCAGCAGCAGCAGCAGCUGUAGCUAACAAGAGUGGUGUAGAGUGUGGAUGUGGUGCAGGUGUUGGUGCUGAACACAGCAAGCAGUGUACUCUACACCCGCUUCGUCGACUGAGUGUGGCUAAGCUGCCUCAUCACCACCACCACCAUCACCAUCACCACCACCACGAAUCGGCGAAUACAGUCACAUCAUCUCGUCAGGCACUAGUUGCGAUGCCUGCUCCCUCUGACAGUGACAACAAUCAGGUAUCGUCAACGAGUGGGCCAGGUGGGUGCGUCACCCCCCAGUACCAGGGCGUAACUCAGGAGGGGGCCCGCCCACCAGAGCCCCCACCCUCUACCAGCAACACCACUAAUAACAACAACAAUAACAACAACAACAACAACAACAAUAACAACAAUAAUAGCAACACCACCACGCCCAACAACAAUAACAACAAUCUCAACACCACCACAGCUCCGCUAAUCCUGAACCUGUCCAACAUCCAGGGCGGGGGCGGGCUGCUCAUCCUCAACAGUGGUGGUGGGGGUGGGCAUCACCCUACUCCACAUCCCCCACUGGCCGGCCCCCUCACGCUCACGUCUUACUUGGGCCAGCCCCAUCCAAUCUCUACCGCUGCCUCCAUCGUCCACGGACCGCAACUCGUUCCACACUCCACCCACGUAGCGCACCUCCACCAUGCACCUCAUCACCACCAUCACCAUCCACACCAUCAUCACCAUAUGCACCAGCAGCAACAGCAACACCCUACCCAACAUGGACAGCAACAACAGCAUGGGCAGCAACAAAGUGGUCCCCCACCCCAGCAUAAUGCGAAUCUGUUAAUAAAACGUGAAGGUGAUAAAGAUGUGAUGGAAAGUCUCAAGCUAGAUGCCACUAAUGGUAAUCUUGCCCUUGACUCGGGUACCUUUGCUAAUCUUGUGUCUAGUCUUGAAGCUGGAGAAGCAAGGACAAAUCAGCAACAGCAGCAGCAGCAUUCACAGCAACAGCAGCAGCAGCAGCAACAACAGCAGCAGCAGCAGCACCAACACCAACAAACAACAAAAGAUACUUUCUUGGGCAUAAAGGCUGAAUUAUCUGAACUGUCUGUGGAAAAGACUGAACUUUUUUCUAAUACGUUAGACCUCUCUCCAGAUGACAUUCAGAAAACACUCUCAGCUAACCUUCCACCAGGGUCAUGUAGUCGCAAAACACCUUCCUCGGCUGAUGUCAAUCCUAUGGACUUCAUUGACAAUGAUAUGACUUCACCUGAGGAUGAUGUUCUUGCCAAUCUUGAUGCUUUUGAUAUGUUAAGUGAUUUUCCUGACCUGGAUCACUAUGACACAUCCCCUCCAGACAAUCUAAACAGCAACAAUAGCAACAGCAGCAGCAGCAGCAGCACAAAUAACAGUGGCAAGUCUGUAACAAAUCAAAGUCAGCAGACCACCAGGAUGGACUACCGGGAGAAUACUGCCAAUAUUACUGACUAUUCUCCAGAGUGGGCUUAUCCUGAGGGAGGAGUGAAGGUAUUGGUGACUGGUCCCUGGUACAGUAGUUCCUCCCCAUAUACAGUUCUUUUUGAUGGCGUUCCCACAUCAACUACUCUUGUUCAGUCAGGUGUUCUACGCUGCUACUGCCCUGCACACGAGGUUGGCCUGGUGACUCUUCAGGUUGCCUGUGAGGGUUUUGUCAUCUCCAAUUCUGUGAUAUUUGAGUACAAAAAGCCUCCAUCCGAUGAGAACAAAGUCAAAGAGGAGCAAGUAGUACGGGAGCAGGAUGAGCACCUUUUAAAGUUCACUCUGCUACAGCGGUUAGAGACUAUGGAAACAAGGGUCCAAGUCUGUCCUGACAGCCAGAAGAGCCCAUCCAAUUAUGAAAGUGAUGUCAUGAUGCACAAAGCUCAUAAUUUUGAGGAACGAGUUAUAUUAUAUUGCCAGAGAAUGAGUGGAAAGCAGUGGCUGAGUAUGGACCAAGGGUUUGCUGCAGGCUUGCCAGAACUACAUGGCCUCACUCUCCUACACUUAGCAGCCAUGCUUGGAUACUCCAGGUUAAUUGUGGCCCUGUUACGAUGGCGGGAUGAGAAUCCCUCACUGGUUUUGGAAUGUGAAGUAGAUGCACUCCGGCAGGACUCUCGCGGCUGUACGCCACUGAGCUGGGCUUGCUCCCGUGGACACCGGCACACUGCUCUUCUCUUGUACCGCUGGAAUUCACAAGCGCUUCAUUCUAAAAACCAGCUUGGACAAACGCCCCUGCAGUGUGCUACCAUAAACGGUCAUCAUACACUAGCAGAAGAGUUGCAACAGCUGGACAGACAAAGAGCACACACAGGCAGUAUCGAAGGCCUUCACCUCUCUCUGUCCUCGGCAUCCUCCAGUACACAGCUCUCUACCUCCACCACAACAACCUCCUCCUCCUCAACCUCCCCCUCAUCUGCUGUCAGUCCUGGACUCUCGUUACCUGGGACUGCUCAUCAAUCACCCGAUGUGUUCCUCCGACCCUCACCACGCAGGUGUGACUUCAGAAAACAACGGCACCUAAGCGUAGAUCUACCCCUUAGCAGUGAGCAGGACCCAGGACGACCAGUGGGCUGUCCAUCCCCAGCGUCAUCUUGGAGUGAUACUUCAGUUCGACGAGGAAGGCUCAUCAAGAGACCUUCUGUCGACUCAGGAAUAAAUUUAGCCAAUGUAGACACAUACAAAAGAACAAGCUUAGAUUCUGGCCUUGAUGUAUUACAAAAAUAUUCGAGGGGUGAUGGUGCCAGUCCACAGAUGUCGACACCUUCCUUAGUGCUAGACAAUCCUGGGGAAGACAUUUUAGACUCUCCUAUGCCCUUCCAGUUUACUCCAGGUGGAAGCUGCCAGCUCCAGGCAGAGAGAGACGACGAUGAUCACUCAUCCCUCAAAGGAGUGGACAGCAGUUACGCUAGCCGGCGUGAAUCACUUAGCUCAGAGAUGGCAGGUUUGGCCACACCAGAUGAUAGCCGGGUCCUAACCUUAGCUGAACAAAUCAUUGCUGCUCUUCCUGAGAGAAUAAAGAGUGACGGAGAAGAGCUUAUGCAACUGGAGUCCAGCCCUGUGGCUCCUGACCCACCAUCCUCUGAUUUGGAUAUGGAAGUGAUAUUGGAUGAACCACCCGAUACAACACCAGAGUUCAACUUUGAAUUCUCUGAUAUUACUUCCUACAGGUACAUUGAUGUUGGAACCCCCAGUUCAUCAAUGAGUCCUGCAUCCUCAAGCUGCCUGCCAUCACCUGCUUCUUUCACACUGGAGAGUCCCUCACCCCCACCCACCACAGCUGACUUCUCAGAGUUUUUCCAUGCUUCCACUCGAGAUUUUUCUAGAGAUUUUUCUAAUCUCACUCUUUCAGACCGUGAGCAACGAGAAUUAUACGAGGCGGCCAAAACAAUCCAAAAGGCAUACAGGCUUUACAAAGGGCGCAAGAGAUUACAAGAGCAAGAUAAGGAGAGGCAGGCUGCUAUUGUCAUUCAGAAUUAUUAUAGGCGCUACAAACAAUAUGUAUACUUCAGGCAAAUGAGUCGAGCUGCAACAUUAAUUCAAAAUCAGUUUAGAUCUUACUGUGAACACAAACGCUUCAAAAAGAGCUUAGAAGGAGGAGCUCAUUCAAAUGUUAACUUCUCACUGAGGGGAUCACGUGAAACUACCCCUAUUCCAACGUUAAAGCGCACAUACUCCCAACGGAGGCAGCAUCAAGCUGCUCGCAAGAUUCAACAAUUCAUGCGUCAGACCAAGCAAAACAGCAUAUGGGAGUUACUAACGGAUAAAACGAUUACAGAGAGAGCGAGCGCAAGCAGCAGAAAGAGAGAAAAUGGGCCAGGGGUGUCAGGCGGCGGGCCAGGGGUGUCAGGCGUUGGCCCGGGGGUGUCAGGGACCAGCAAUGGGAGCAGCAGCAGCAGCAGCAGCAGUGGGGGGAGGUGCAGUCCAGCAACCCCUCCCUCCCCUUCUCCAUCAGCUCCCUCCAGCACGGGCGGGCCACUCAUUGGAGCACUCCCACCGAGAAACAGACCCUUUACUCUCGAGCACAGCCCAUGCACCUGACCAAAUUGACCAUCAGGACUGUCAUUGAAGCUAUCGGAUGGGAAAUCUGCCAAGUAUCCACAGAUAAAGGCAAGCAUAGUCUCAAGCGCCGAUGCUCAAGCAUUUCCUGUGGACAGGACCUGACGAGACUGAUGAAUG
This is a messenger RNA of Procambarus clarkii (red swamp crayfish), 5789 nucleotides long. The record is from RefSeq and is a predicted model, not a curated record. NCBI's taxonomy places the organism in Eukaryota, Metazoa, Arthropoda, Malacostraca, Decapoda, Cambaridae.